GCGUCGGCGUCAGCGUCGGCGUCGGCAUCGGCGUCGGCGUUCUACGACGGUGGCGGCGUCGGCGUCGGCGACGGUGGCGAUCUGCGGAGACGCAUCCGCGUCGGAUAGCUUCGCAUCGCGGCGCCUCGCGUCGGCGUCGCUGGAAUCGUCCGCGAGACGGGCAAGCAGUGGUGGCCAAGGCAUCGUGUAAGCGCGUGUAACCGCCAUAUUGGCCCAACUCCGGACGAGAGGCCGACGACAGCUCAUCGCGGGUCGCGGAGCUUUUCCGUCGUCCGCGUCGAUCCGGCCGUAAUAACGAGGGGGACGCGUAAAGUGGAGCAAGGGUUUGCGGUUGCCGCGCAGGAAAAAGGGUGGCUAGGAGAGGACACGCGAUAAUUCCUGAUACGCCUUCGAACGCUGCAUCGGUCGCAUCAGAUAGUGGGAGAAAGAGAGAAAGAGAAAGAGAGGGAGAGAGAGAAAGAAAGAAGGAGAAAAAUAAGGAUAAGAUAUAACACGCGUACAUAAUAGUGUGAUACGUGAUUCCGGCAAUACAACCGUGCGAUAAAAUCGUGUGAGACAAUCGCAGCGAUCAAUCGCGACGAAUACCGACAUCGAUCUCUGAACGUAGACACUCUCUGUCUCUCGGCUUGUGUUCUUCGAAGAUUUUCCCGUCAGAACAAACCCUUGCAUCAGAUCUUGCAUCGCUUCCCUUAUACCACGUCUGUCAACUCUCACUCUCGACGAAGAUCUAAAAAGAAACAUCGUCGUAUUCCGAAAUCGGCAGAGCUACCUUUCAUCAUUUGAAUAUUAUAAGACGGAAUCAAAUGAGAUUUUCGUAAUUAACAUCGAUAAUCCGAAUCUUCCUGAAAGGGAUCUUCCUACCAAAAUUCUUUUCCAAUCCUAAACAAUCUCGCGGAGAUAAGAUCGACCCUCCUUCCGAGAGGCUAUCAAGCGAACAAUCGACGAGAAGUUAGUACAAAGAUAGUCUUUGACAAUCUGCCUUGCCGGUGUGACAGUGCCGCGAGUUCGUCUCUCCCUCUCGACUUCUGCCAAUCAAUAACCGGCGCAUCGACUCGCUUACGCUCCGCUCUCCUUCCUCUCUCUCUCUCUCUGUCUUUCAUCUUUCUUCCUUUUCUGUUAUUCUUUUAUUUUCUACUUUCCUCUUUUUUUUGCCAAACUACAACAAGCACUUUAAGAUUUUUUCUUCGUUUCCUCUCGUCAUCUUUCUUCCUUUCUCUGUUUUGCUGUUUUCUUCUUUAUAUUUUUCUAUCCUUUUCUCUCAUCUUCUUCCGCGUCCGCGCCUGCGAAAUACGCACAACGGAAUUCCGCGGGCGUCUGUCAGCGCAAUCAGCAACAUCAGCGAUAGAGGCAGACGUAACGACAGCAUCAUUAUCGCUGCGAGCCAACGACAACAGCAGCAGCAACAGCAUUCAAGCUAGCCACGCCAGCGCCUCGUAUAGUACCAACAGGCGCGCGAGUAUCUAUUUAUAAUUUCGUCAAACGUAACGGAGGACGAAAACCGAACGUCAUACCGCGUACGACCACCUACGCCAGCUGCGAGGAAAGCAAGCGACGAGUGUGAGAUCGGCGCUGGUCGGAGAGCGCGAGCGUGACGCGGCGCGGCGCGGCCGCGCCUUUAAACCGCGUAGUCGAAAGACGUAAUAGGUCGAUCGCGUGCGACAUCCUCGUCGUCCUAAAGUUCAAGGAUUCGGUCCUAGUUUGUUGACCGAACCGACGAAUUUCCCUCGAAUUCGACCUCGAGACUUGCGCGUAUCUCCAUGGAGUGCGGUGGAUUCGUUCGCGUUCAUCAUCCUUGAAAUCGGGUGCCAUCGACGAGCAAAGGGAUUCUUCGCUUCCUAUUUCUCUCGUCGACAAAUCUUGCGCACCCUCGCCUAUCUCUUUUUCUCUCCUAUCACGACACCAGUCGAUCCGCGCGCGCGGCUACCCCACCGAGAGUGGAUGGAAGGAGAGCGCCGCGAGAGGGUGACGACGAUAAAGUGAUAUCGUGACGCGGGUGAAGUAUCGACAAGGAGGAUCGACGAGUGUACGAUCAGCGGCAUCGGGAAGCGGAAGAAGUCGGGAAAUGGGCAAAGUAUCAUGCGCAACAUCGACAACGUAACCCUACGCCGCACAUUGGGGUCCGUCGCAGUUGAGUGUUGUCGUCGAGCGACGUCGCCAUCAUCGUCGGCGUAGUAGCGCCUCGCCCGAGGCGAGGAACCCGUUUGGUUCGUGGUGCGCCUACCUAUGUGUCCGCCCGGGAAUCCGUAAAGACUUCGCGACGACAACGUGAGCUUGGGGCUGUUACGUUUUACGGCUGAGGUGCGCGCUGGGAGCAUGCGGGCUUCGGGCGAGGCCCGGCGAGGCGGUCCCGCGGGUGGACCGGGCUAAAGGAACGAUCGCAUAUCGGGAGGGACACUCGCGAACGCGGGCACGGUGCGCCCGCGGCCGUGCCCGCACCCGCACCCCUCUAUCUCGGCGCCGCGCCGGCCACGCGCCGAUCAGACUGAUCCUAAGGACGCGGGAAGCGAGCUGGACUCGCUUUCAGACGCAUGGAACAUGAUAGAGAUGUCGAGUGGACUUGGUGCAACUGCAAUGGGGAUCGGCGUUAGUCACGGGACAGGUGGCGAGGGUGUAGCUAGUGGUUGUCGCCUCCGUGCACAGAACCAAGGCCAGGCCUCGGGAUCCAGCACGAUGCAGCACAGUAAUCCGCAGCAGUCGUCUCAACAGCAGCAACAGUCACAACAGCAGCAGCAGCAACAAGCGCCUGCAUCGCAGCAACAGUCGCAACAACAACGCCAGACGGUCGGAUUCAUGGGCCGAUCGAAGAAGGACAACUGUUGCCUAUGCUGGUGCUGUUGUUGCAGUUGCUCUUUGGCGGCAGUCGGCGGUAAUUCGACGGGCGCCGGUGGAGCGGGUGAUCAGAGCAAGAAGAAGGGCAAUGCCGGCGUCGGCGAGCAUGGCAGCGGCAUCGGCGUUAUCGAUCUCGCGGGUGCAGGUGCAGGUAACGGUCUCGACGGACUCGACGGCCUCGACGGCGGCCUGGAGUGUUGCAGCUUGGAAGAUGUCCGAGCCUGGGGCUCGUCCUUCGACAAACUAAUGAGGAGCGCCGCCGGACGCAAACUCUUCAAAGAGUUCCUCGUGAGCGAGUACAGCGAGGAGAACAUUGCCUUCUGGCUGGCCUGCGAGCAACUCAAGCGUGAGAGCAAUCCCGAGACGAUCGAGGAGAAGGCGCGCUACAUUUACGAGGAAUACAUAUCCAUACUUUCGCCGAAGGAAGUGAGUCUGGAUUCGCGGGUACGGGAAAUCGUAAAUCGCAACAUGGUGGAACCUACGCCGCAUACCUUCGACGAGGCGCAGCUGCAAAUUUACACCCUUAUGCAUCGGGACUCGUAUCCGCGUUUCGUCAACAGUGAGAUUUAUCGAAGGGUAGCCAGAUUGAAUAGCAGCAAUCCACCCAGCCCGAGCACCGGACAGGAGCACGGUAGCGGGAAGACAAAAAGCAAACGGGGGGCAACGUAAUCGUGACGUGGAUGGUCCAGGGACAUUGGGGGCGCGGACCAAGACCUCCAAAACCAAAAGCACCUUCAGAUUAGACCAUGCAUCGAUCAGCCGAGAAUCAUUCGGCAGCGAAUUCGCAACCGGCAAACACUCUCCUUGACGGAGAGCCUUCGUCGAGGUGAGGAAUCAUUGCCCGAGCGAAGAUGGUCGAUGGAGCUAAUCCCUCCCUUGAGAGGAGCCAUUCCCUUAGGAUGGACGACGACGAUCUUUCUGAUCGCUUGUCGAAUCGCUCAUACACGGGAACCAGGAGCUUGUUUAGUGAUUCGCUCUUCCACGCGAAGGCGCAACGGGGCCACGUAAUCGCGCUCGUCAUUGCACAGAGCCAUUACAACACCGAUAAUGAUGAUGGUGAUGAUAAUGAUAAUGUUGAUGAUGAUGAUGAUGAUGAUGAUGAUGAUGAUGGAUUGAACGUACGACAAAAUCGCGAUCGCGGUCAAUCGCGUAGAUCACAGAUUGCGGCGUUCCACUUCCAGAGAUUCGGUGCAAGCGAAUGCACGCAGGGCGGUGGAUCGUAAGGACCGGAGAAAGAAAGAUCACGCGAUCGCACAGGGAUGACGGACACUGUCGCGAAUACUAUUGAUCUCCCGAGUCUGUCGAUCUUCGAGCCACACAAUCUACUCUCGUUGGCAUUGCACUUUAUAGGUUCACAUAGAAGAUCUUCGAGAUCUUCCUCUUUUUCGCUCUUCUCGCUUUGAAAGAGAGUUCGAUUCGAAUCACAUGGCUUAUGUAUCUCAUGAUUCAUUACAAAUAGUUAAAAUAUCUCUUUAUUUCUUAGCAAGUAUAUUGAAAGAAAAAUGGAAUAAAAAUUAGAAAAAUUCUUUCACCUAUUUUUCAAUCGAAUACGCGUGUGUAAAAUAGGAAAAAUGUGAUUUCAAUUGAACUCGUCUGAAAAGAUUGUUGACCAUUUGAUUUAAAUCUAAUAUAUGCAACAAAACGAGAUGUUCAUAAUACACGUAUGCACGAUCUGAAGUGUUUGAUUGAAGCGAUAAUGAUAUUCGCUGCAUAUGAUAGUUGUCCGUUCGAAAUUCCGAGAGUAUACAAUUUUUACCGCGAAAAAUAAGUAGUACGAACUCGCAAAUCGAUGCUUCGCGAAACAAUAGAUACUCAUUCUCUCUCAGAACGCUCUUGAAUGGAUCUCAUUGAUCGUGUCACUUGUGAAUUUAUCGUUAGAUUAACGCGCGUAGUAAGGGUUCGUCGAGAGUAUAGAUUUAAUCUGCUCAAGAUCGAAUUUCAGUUGCUCUCUUUCUCUUCUUUCUGCGACAUUUACCUUCCACGAUUGGAAGAAAAUCGACGUCGUUUUACAGCCCGCUGUAACGUCAGGGUAAUGCAUCAUUUACAUAAUGUAUUUUUUAUGAUCGCGCAUUUUUCUAUAAUUGCUAAUAGUCCUUGUCCGAGAGCUUGAUCUUCCUCAUUGAGGAAAAUAGGAUCGCAAGAAUCAUACUUAUUCAGCAAAACGAGAAGAGCUUCGGGAAAAAGAGAGAAAGAGGGAGAGACAGGAGAUGCGGUUCUCUGUCAAGCAUACCUCGGCGUUCGCUUCCAUUGCGCUUUCAGAAGGAUUGUCGAUGGACGGCGAUCUUUUUCGCUUCUGGUGCGUCAUCCCCAUGGCGGAUAUCGAGCUACUGCCAGCGAGAACACACCAAAGAUCGAACGUGCGUCGAAGCCAACUAAUUUGACGAUCAUCAAAGAGAAGAACGACUCAAUCCAAUGAACACAUUACAUACAAACGCGCACACAAUCACACGAAAUACACGCACAUACAUAUGUAUAUGUGUACAGGAGACACGCACACACGUACUCACGCUGACGUAAUGCGCGCACGCUCGUGUAAAAUCUAGUCAUCAUCACGCGAAAAUGCGAUCCGGAUACGCGUGAUUGUGGAAGAAAAAGGCCUAAACACGAGAAAAAAGUACCAAGUGUCCCGCGCACUCACGCGAAAUCAAGGCGUCGAAAUUAGACUGUCGUCAUUAAUACGGAUCAGAAAAAAAAAAGAAGAAAAACGUAAUGAGAGAAAAAAAAGAGAAGUAAAAGGGCGAGAAGCGGUGAGUCAUCGCGGCACGAACGCAAUUCUUAGCAUUAAUUCAUAAGUAUAUACAUAAGUACGGAAUAGAAACUAAAAUAAAAAGAAGAUCAUCACGACUCGACCGUCAUCGGUGAUCGCGAGCGAUUCGCGUCGCGAUGCCUGCUCGCCGCUAGAAUCUCUUCUCGGUCGCGAUGCGCUUUGACAGAUCGCUCUUCGCACACGAACAAUUUGCCUUCGCCUUCGGAUUUAUCCUCUAUUUCCAGAAAUCUUGCACACUCUUCUCGUGGUAGAUUUAUAUCUGAGAUUUAUUGCAUAGCAUUGUAUAUUUGACAACGGUAAGUAACGUAAACGCGCUGAAGAGACAAUUUGAAUAUUGCGUUAAAACGAGAGCGUACGUUGGUAGAAAAGUGUCAGAAAAAAUUAUGGAAGCUAAUAUUAAAUAUAAAUUUAGCUUAAUAUAAUAUCUCCCCUUCCUAAAAAAUUCCUCGGCGUUUAAUACUUAUCAACCACAUAUUUCAUUGGAUGAAAAUGUUCGAGGCAAACUUGCCGUUGUAUCAUGAUUUUUGCCCUUUCUUCUCUAUCGCGACGCUUGGAUAUUGUAAGCUCAAAAAAAACUUACUUUUUUGUUGCACAAUCCUGGAAACUAUGGAUAACGGAGAUAUGAUAUUCGCCGCCAUAAAUGAAACGACCAAAAGAGCGAUAAAGUUCGAGCGCAUCGCGGCGCGCCCGCGCAAUUUCCUUUCGCGAUAUGUCAAGCGUAUACAUAACACACAAAAAGCACAUGUGCUCUCCUGAGGAUCAUCGAAAUGACGGGAGACGAAAUACGAGCGCGCAUCUCUCUAGUCAAAUCGUCGGCAUCGUCGCGAGCGGACAGCACAAGCGACAACACUCGCACAGUCAGUCAGCGUUUGGCUACUGCCCUGUAGAUAAUAUAUAGAUAGGUAUAUAAUGAACGAAGAGGAUUAAUGAUUAUAAAUAUAAAUAUAUAUAUAUAUAUAUAUAUAUAUAUAUAUAUAAAUAUGAAAAAGAGAGAAAAGAAAUAUAUAUAUAAAUAUA
This is a messenger RNA of Cataglyphis hispanica, 6613 nucleotides long. It is a transcript of the gene Dhit, whose product is annotated as regulator of G-protein signaling 17. NCBI's taxonomy places the organism in Eukaryota, Metazoa, Arthropoda, Insecta, Hymenoptera, Formicidae. The record is from RefSeq and is a predicted model, not a curated record. The transcript is spliced from 4 exons. The coding region runs from base 2536 to 3498 and encodes 320 amino acids.